CUUUCCUUGCCAGAUGUGGGCGGAGCUUCUGAGCUGGCCUUCCUGCUGGAGCCCACUGAUGUCAUCGCAGUGCGAGACCGGCCCCUUCUCCUGGACUGCCAGGUGGAAGGGGAGGGGCCUAUCUCGGUCGCGUGGCGUAAGAACGGUGUGCCAGUUGCGACGGGACACAGGGUGAUGGUGCUGGUCAACGGGACACUCCUGAUCCAGAACUUCCAAAAACGGCGGGACGGGGAUGAGACGGACGCCGGGGAGUACGACUGCGCUGCGCAGAACCGCUUCGGCCUGCUGGUCAGCCGCAAGGCCCGCGUACAGCUGGCCUCUCUCCCUAAGUUUCACACACACCCUGACUCCAUGUCGGUGGACGAGGGGGGUGUGGCUCGUUUCCAGUGCCAGCUGAACGGAAUCCCAGAGGCCACCAUCACCUGGGAGAGAGACAGAAUUCCACUCAGCAGAUACGACUCCAGGUACACCCUGCUUCCUGCAGGUAUUCUCCAGAUCACCGGUGUUAAGCGCAUCGAUGCAGGGCUGUACCGCUGCAUGGCCUCCAACAUCGCCAACGUCCGCUACAGCCAUGAAGCCCAGCUCAACGUCACUGGUGGGGCCCCUAAGACCUUCAAGGAACCAGUCAUCCUGUCGGGCCCCCAGAACCUGACCAUCACGGUGCACCAGACUGCCAUCUUGGAGUGCAUCGCCACGGGCAACCCCCGGCCAAUAGUGUCCUGGAGCAGGCUGGACGGGCGCUCCAUUGGCGUGGAGGGCAUCCAGGUCCUGGGCACGGGGAACCUGAUGAUUUCGGACGUGUCGCUGCAGCACUCAGGGGUAUACGUCUGCGCCGCCAACCGGCCCGGGACCAGGAUGAGGCGUACGGCGCUGGGCAGGCUGGUGGUGCAAGCUCCGCCUGAGUUCCUUCAGUGGCCGCAGUCUGUCUCCAAGCCAGCAGGGGGCAGCGCUGUAUUCACCUGCGUGGCUCAGGGGGUCCCCGAGCCUCACCUGAUCUGGCUGAAGAACGGCAAGGUGCUGACCCCAGGAGACAAUGUCAAACUCACCAACAACAACAGCACCCUCGCGGUGACGCGCAUCACCUCCGAGGAUGAGGCCAUCUACCAGUGCAUCGCGGAGAACACCGCCGGCACCAACCAGGCCAGCGCACGCCUGGCCGUCUCCCUGGCCAAGGACCUGCCGGACGCGCCGCAGAACCUGAAGGCCGUGCCGCUGUCCUCCACUGCCCUGCAGCUGACCUGGGCGCAGCCGCCCGCAGAAAUCACUGACGGCAUCAUUGGAUACGUGCUUCACAUCCGCAAGCUUGGCGAGCCAGACAGCAAGGAGCUGCAGGAAGCCGUCAGCAAGACGACGUUCCAGCACGAUUUCACCGCCCUGGAGCCGGCCACCACAUACUCCAUCUACCUCAAGGCCUACUCCCCGCUCGGCGCCAGCCAGCAGUCCAACACUGUCAUCACCACCACACUAGGGGGCGUGCCCGCUGCCCCCAGUUUCUUCACCAAGGUACUGAACUCCACGGCGGUGCAGGUGUACUGGGAGCUCCCGGGGAAACCGGGGAAGGUGGAAGGGUUCAAGCUGUCCUUCCGGAAGGUUCCGCAGGCCGACUUCCAGGGACCCUACGUGCUGGCCAGCCACGUUAACACCCACACCAUCGCUCGGCUCGAACCCGGGGCCGUGUACGAGAUCCAGCUUCUGGGCUACAAUGGCAACGGGGACGGCAACUGCUCCAAAAGGCUGCUGUCAUUGGCCGAGGACGGUACCAGCGCAAAGACCAGCAGCGAUGGAGAUUCCCCGUGUAACUGUCGGCAGGAAGGAGAGGGCUCCAUGGCUGGCAUCGUGGUGGGCAUCCACAUCGGCAUGGCCUGCAUCAUCUUCUGUGUGCUCUUCCUCAUGUUCGGAUACCGCCGCAGCUUUUUCUGCAGGAAGGGUACCCAGGACAGCUGGUCUGUGCCUCAGGGGGACGAAGCAAAUCACCUGGAUCAGAGAAACGGACUCUCCAAAGAGGGCGUGGCCCACCCACCGGAAGCCAUCGAACUAGUGCCUCAGUGCCCACCCCGCCCACCCCAGCAGUGCCAGGUGCUCAUCGAGCAGCACCCCUCCAGCCUCCCUUGCACAGGCACCGGCUAACAGCCACAAAACUGCACCCCCAAACCCACCAAAACAUCCCCUUCCCCCCCACUCCGCUCCAUAACCCCCCAAUAACGGCUCACCACCUCAUGGUCUCGCGCCCGGCCUGCCCACCCUAAACCCCGCCAUGAACCCCCUGGUGGGGGGGUGGGGGGGGUCCAGCAAAAUCCCCCUCCCCUCCAACCUUAAAGCCAAAGCCCCACGCCCCUCAAAAAGCUAGGGGGUACAACCAUAGGCAUGGCCCCCCUGUUGUCUCAGAAGCUGCUAUAGAAGAGGCCCGCAGACUGUCUCAAAUGAUCGAAAUACCUCAGAAGCACAUUGGUUCCAAACCCGAGUGGUUUCAGAGCGCUUUUAAGGACCAUGCUUCGAUUCAACUAAACGCGAGCCAGCCCCUGCCAAAGUGCCCGAAAUUUCUACCCCUUUACUGUGAGGAAGGACAAUAAGCUUCUUCCUGUUAGCCUUCCUCUUCCUCCUAGUCCUCUCCCUCUUCCUCCUUUAAACCAAAGCUGAACGCCUUUUACGAUACGUUCGUGACGGGGAAGCGUCCGCGAACAGCCAAAAAAAACGAUAGCCUUAGGAGACACCGCGGUACAUCGGGGCUUCUCACUACGCCUCGCCGGAAACCCCUCCUGUUCUGAUGGGUGAGGUGUUGCUGGCUACACUGCGCCCCACCUCUGUUUCCCGAAACACAAGCGACGAAGCGGCCAGUCAUACGAGCGCCAAGUGUUGUGCUGAACCCAGUCUCUGUACCUCCGUUACCAAGGGAACAGCCGCUGUAACCAAAAUUUUCUCCUUUUAGCGAAAGCUUCCCUUGGUAACGUGAUGAGGCGCUCUCAAUGCACUAUAAAUGUUUUAGCCCAUGCCAAAUCAACAGCUGUACCGAGGGCCUAGGAGAAUUUAUAUAACAUAACUUUAAAGAACAGACACCAUGUCAGAUUAUAAAGCUAAACCAAAAUGAAGCUAGUUACAGAACUGGUCAAAAGAGGCACUCUUUGACCUCAUUUUCCCUCGGAAAGUCUUAGCCUUACCCACAAUGCAACGCUUGGAGCCGUGGACGACUGCUAGCAGUCGCGUCUUUAGCCUUGCGGAGAAGCCGAACCGCGUUGUCUCGAUUGUUUAUUUUUCACCACACUAGCCUCGAGGCAGGCCGGCGCGAAGGAACCAUAGGUGAGCCCCCCCCCCUAAAAAAAAGAACACGAACCCACCCCCCAUCCCACACCACCGCCAAACGCUGUAUACCUCCAAAGAUAGCUACCUCAGCCUGACGAGAAUGUCCGAGCCAUAAACAUGAACCGGUUUGCCUGCGACUCUGCUGGUUAAACAAGCCUACCUCAACCAAAAUCCCUCGUCCUUUUACCUGUCUUUUUAAACCCCCCCCCCCACUUGGAUGACCACCAUCUACUGCAAGGCCCCAGCCACUGAACAUCACAUGACCCAAACUUGCCUUAGCAACCCCCACCACCCCCCCACACCCUGGUCCUGACCUGUGAUGAGCACAAGCUUCGCCCCCGCUGGGGGAGCACCAAAAAGAUGUCCUCAUGUUCCGAGGCUGCCUAGAGGGUUGAAAAUCCUUUCUUUCUUCCUUCCCCUGGAACCUUACCCCUCCUGCAUGGGAUGUCUCGCCUCUCAGCUCCUCCCUCACCCUACCACCAUGGGGCUACGUCCCACACUGUUGCCAUCACCAACCACACCAUGCCCCUGCGGAAGCCUGUCGGGUUGGCAGGUUAGUCCUAGUGGAAAACCCACUAACGCCACAUUCCAUUGGGUGCUGAAGAAAAUCCUGUGGUAUGGUAGGGCCUCCAACAGCCCCCCAACCCACCAAACCCAUGUGAAGAGACAGAAGUUGAAUGUUGACGUGGACCAAGUGCACUGUGGAGCUCUCUACUGUCCCGCCAAAACUCAUCUCUUCGCUUCGACUCCUUGGAGAGAUUCACUACAAAAAAAGGGCGCUUUGUGGAAAGUGUGGACCUAACAGACCUGCCAGGAGGUCCCCUGGGAAGGUAAACUCAGGUUUGAGUCACCAGGGUAACCCGGGCAUGUUCUGGCCCUUUCACGAAGGAUGUCCAAACAAACAAACAAACAAACAAACAAAAAAAACCAAAUAAGUUGUUUCCGUUUCGUCCGUUCUACCGAGAAGACCACAAACGGACACUCCUCCUGCUGUCCUGAACUUGGGUGCCAUUUUGCCAGUGCAAGCAAAGCCAAAACAAAUGUGUGAUCGUUGUUGGGGCCAGUGCAGACUGAUUGGUGAGCUCUCCAGGUGCCUGUUCCGUUGCCGUGAGAACCCUAGGUCGCUGUGGGUAGGUGGUGACCCGCGUGUCAGGGUUUUCUCACCAUCGGCACUGUGAUUACCAGGAAGUGCUUCCACUUCCACUUCCUACUUUGACCUCUUUCUCCUCAACCUAUCCUUGAAAACGUUACAUGAAAACCAAGCUGAAUGGUGUCCAAAGAUGUAAAAUUUAAAUGGUUUUCAUUCUUUUUUUUCAUUAAGAAAAUUUUUUUCUUAUGUUAUAUUUUUUGGGGGGAUUUCACACAGCUCCUGUUUUAAGAAGGGUAGGCACUGUGAUAAAUUAAAAAAAAAAAAAACCAAGAAGAGAUGAGCUUACCAUGAACCAAAGCCAAAAACUCAUACCUGUUUCUUACCAUUAAUAAUGAAGCAUGGAUAGGCCUUCUCAAAUAGAAGAGACAGUUUCUCUCAGAAGAGUCUGUUUCUUCCUUCUUAAGACGUGGAGCUGUGUCUUUUCUUAUUUUUUCAAAGUAUAACGUAUAGCUUUUAAAGAAUAACAAAUGAAAAUGGGAUAUAUUUUCAAGGAGAUUUUCUAUGUUGAUAUGAAAGAAAAAAGAUAGCUUUCUCUUUAUAACUAUAGAGUUGAAAUUGCCAAAUAAUAACUUGUCUUGUGGAAAAAAAAUAUGAAAAUUGUGACCAAAUAUUUCUUGCAUUUCUUUAACAUUCAUAGUCUUUACCUUUUGUGCAACACUUACUCAUAACCAAAUCACGCAGAACAGUGGUGCACACAGAUAUGAAUAUCUGCGUGUGCCGAUGCGUGUUUUGCCGGCAGUUUUGCUUAAUCCUGAGUACAGUAGGGCAUGAAAAACAACCCUCCUACGCUGCAAAAAAACUAAAAAUAAGUCAGUCUUAACAAGCAUUUUAGUCUUAUAUUAUUAGACUUAAAAUCUUAUUUCUAUGACUUUUUUUUUGCUAAAUAAGCCAAGAAAAAAGAUUGUCUGUGAGGUGAGAGUUGUACACAUCUGACGUUUGGCCAAUGCGGUUAAACAAUUUCACUUAUGAAACAAAAAGUUACUUAAACUAUCAUUUAGAAUUUGAGAGAAAAAAUAAGAUUUUGAGUCUCAUUACAAGGCUAAAACACUUGAGACAGGCUUUUUUUGUAGUGUAAAAUAAAAUAAUGCUGCCUUUAAAAAAAACACCGCAACUUCAAAAAAAUUAACCAAAAAUAGCACAGUGCCGAAAACCUGGGAGUCGCUGGUGUUCAGCUGUGAGUAAAGUAUACCAUGGCCAUGACCGCGUGCUCCAAAUCCUGUUCUACUGACUACUUCAAUAAACUAAUAAUUAUUAUUAUUUUGCUGUUAAAGGCCAUUCGGGGCUUUGCCGAGAUUUUAAUCUCGGUACCAAAGAGGGGGGCGCAAAAGAUGUUUUUGCGCCUCGAAAAGAACAAAGUCACUGAACGGGUCUCCUCCUCCACCUCUACUGUCCUCAGGGUUGAACAUGAAACCAUAAUGAGUGUUAAAGGUUUACCCAAGAUGCUGCAGUUCAACAGUCCGUUACUCCUGUCUUUGUGUUUUUUUUUUCUUUUUCAUGCGAAAGUGUGAAAUGAACGUGAUACCAAAAGAAAAAUAAAAACAGUGUGUAAUAUGUGUAAAUGGGACAUGUUCCCCUCCCCCCUGCCCUUAGUGUGAGUUGAAUAGCGGUGAACCUAGAUUUCUCAUUUUAAAAAGAAGCAAAAAUUGUUUGGCUGUUCUUUUUUUCUAGAACUUACUUUUACCGUUAUUCUUGUGUUAUACCACCCCCUUACCCGCCAUCCUCUUUUUUUGGUCCUUCGGGGAAACGUCGCCAAAACUGAGACGUUUGAAAGUGUUCAUUUUCUUUAAAUGUUGAUAUUAUUAUUAUUAUUAUAAUUAUUAAUAAUUAUUAUUUUUCCUUGCCCCUUCCCCUUUUUGAUUGCCCUCAGCUGUUUUUUUUUUUUACUUUGUGUUUUAUUACUUGUCUGUAGCCAUUUAAGGAUGACGUGAAACAUGUUUGUUAGGAAUUUAAAACUGUGGUAAACGGUGGGCUUCUGGGUAAAAGACCACAGACGCAAAAACAUACAUUACAGCCCUGUUUAAAGAUCCUUCAAGGGGACUGGGAGAUGGUGCUUCAAAAGCCAAAUUAUCUGCUACGAUUCAGCUGUUACAAAAUUGUCCCCUGUUCCAUAUCCCAGUGGGCCCACCGUUGAAAAGAAAAAAAUGUUUUAAAAAAAUUUGUAGAGCUCUAGAGACCGAAUGCUAGUACCAAUGAGAAAAAACCAAUGCUUUAAUUAAUGAAUGCUUGUUCCCAUUUCUGAAAACAGCACAGUACUUCCUGUCCCCAUCAUGUGGGACAGGAAAUAUACUCUAAAGCUUUAAACUGUUUUGAGAGGGGAGCUGAGUCUUUCCUUAGGUCUCCUACUGAGAGAGAAAGAGAGGCUGGCAUGAUGUGUUUUGAGAGGAGAACAGAUGUGCCCAGAGACCAGUCUAUUGUUUAAAAAAAAGAAGAAAAAAAACGAAUCUUGACCGGAGAAGUCUGAGGUUUUACAUGGUGUUUCAAUAUUCUGGCCGCAGAGAACCAAAAGCAAUACACACACAUUACAUAUGGAGACAGAGAGAACCAAAAGCAAUACACACACAUUACAUCUGGAGACAGAGAGAACCAAAAGCAAUACA
This is a messenger RNA of Anguilla rostrata (American eel), 7044 nucleotides long. Its product is annotated as immunoglobulin superfamily DCC subclass member 3-like. The annotation marks the transcript as partial. Gene Ontology annotation, biological process: cell-cell adhesion. The record is from RefSeq and is a predicted model, not a curated record. The transcript has 13 exons. NCBI's taxonomy places the organism in Eukaryota, Metazoa, Chordata, Actinopteri, Anguilliformes, Anguillidae. Gene Ontology annotation, molecular function: protein binding.